AUGCUGACCUUUGGCACUCUCGCCGCCGGGCGCACCUGCCCUGCUGCCGCGGAGGGGUCGCUCGACUGCCUCUCCGCCCGCGUCGACAACAGCUGGAUCGACCAGCUCGAACCGGACCCGGAGGCACGGCCGCCAAACAAGCAGGCCCGGGAGGUGCACUCGGGCCACUACGUCAUCGUCAAGCCCACUCCACUGCCGCGGCCGUACCUCAUCGCAUGCAGCCCGGCGGUCCUCGAGCUACUGGAGAUCGCGGCCGGCGAGUGCACACCCGACACGCCGUUCGUGCGGCUAUUUGCGGGCGAUGUCGACGCGGUGGCCGGCUUUGAGCAGACCUGGGCGACGCCUUACGCGCUCUCCAUCUACGGCUCGGAGGUUCAGCCCAACGGGGCCGGCCCAACGGGCAACGGGUAUGGCGACGGCCGCGCUGUCUCGAUCGCCGAGGUCCUCACCUCUGCGGGCGCGCGGUGGGAGCUGCAGCUCAAGGGCGCCGGCAAGACGCCCUUCUGCCGCAACGCGGACGGGCGCGCGGUGCUUCGCUCCUCGGUUCGCGAGUACCUGGCGUCGGAGGCGAUGCACCACAUGGGCGUUGCGACGACGCGCGCUCUCUCACUCGUCGGGUCGGCCGACGAGACG
Emiliania huxleyi CCMP1516 is the source of this 633-nucleotide messenger RNA. RefSeq lists its product as hypothetical. The annotation marks the transcript as partial. Lineage: Eukaryota; Haptophyta; Isochrysidales; Noelaerhabdaceae. The transcript has a single exon. The record is from RefSeq and is a predicted model, not a curated record.